AUGGGUGGAACUGUCGAAGAUGUUCAGAAAAUGUAUAUUUCUUACAAUAAUAUCCACAAAUGCUGUCAAAGAGUGGCUGCUGGCAUCAUGGCCAAAGGAGAGAGACCAGAUGUCAUUAUCGCCAUUACAGGUGGGGGAAUGAUCCCCGCCAGAAUCAUUAGAUCGUUUUUGAAGAGCCGCGGUCAAAAGAACAUCCCCAUCCAGGCCAUCGGACUGUCCCUGUACGAAGACAUGGGCCUCGACGACCAGGUUGAGUCGAUCGGAAAAGAGGUCAUCAGAACGCAAUGGCUCGACUUUGGCUCUCUGGAACAACAUUUUGAUUCCCUCAUUGGUAAACGGGUGCUUAUUGUCGACGAAGUCGACGACACCAGAACUACUCUCCACUACGCGGUUACUGAGUUGGAACAAGAGGUGAGAAGUCAACAAAUUAAAUUAAACAGAAUCGAGGAGAAGACCAUUUUCUCUAUUUUCGUGCUUCACAACAAAGAUAAACCCAAGAAGGCGUCCUUGCCUGAGGAGAUGAUGAGCGAGGAUCGUUACCUGGCGGCGGAGACGGUUCCUGAUGUAUGGCUGUGCUAUCCAUGGGAGGCCAUGGACAUUGAAGAGCACACCGAGCUUGCCAUCAAACAGGGGAAUAACUGA
This is a messenger RNA of Lachancea dasiensis, 642 nucleotides long. NCBI's taxonomy places the organism in Eukaryota, Fungi, Ascomycota, Saccharomycetes, Saccharomycetales, Saccharomycetaceae. The record is from the annotation of a GenBank genome assembly.